This is a messenger RNA of Passer domesticus (house sparrow), 2162 nucleotides long. RefSeq lists its product as uncharacterized. Bases 552 to 2162 code for a protein of 536 amino acids. The transcript is spliced from 5 exons. The record is from RefSeq and is a predicted model, not a curated record. Lineage: Eukaryota; Metazoa; Chordata; Aves; Passeriformes; Passeridae.
CGCUUCUCUCACUGGCUCAGCCCCAGGUUUCCCACAGCACAGUCCCAGAGCUCUGGUGCCUUUGGGGAAGUUUUUCACGGUGUAAGAGCUUGAGCUGCUGCUCUUGGGAAUGGCCCUGGAGCAAAGGAGUCCCUGGGCUUUCCUCCCCUGCCAGUCUGUGCCCCCAUUGCAGCGCGGGUCCUUCCUCUGGGGUCUCAGGCUCUUCACUAGCUCCUGCAGAGCCACCCAAGCCUGCUCAUCUGGAGCUGUGGGAACCUCUCCGACAGCAAAGCCAUUCCCCAGGGAUGUUUCCCUCCCAUGCAAACAGAGCCCCAGGAGACACCUGGAAAGAGCCAGCUCUCUGCUCUGCUCCGAGGGGAUAAUGGCAUGGAUUGAAGGGCUCUGCUGCUCCCCACAACACAUCCCCCACUCUGCUCUUGGGAUGCCUAAACUUAGAGAUGAGCUCCUGCUGCUCAGGGUAACCUCUGUGCCUGUGUCUGUGCCCAGCUGCUGAUCUGCUCUCUUGGUGUUCUACAGUUCACUCAACUGUGCUGCAGACACGGGGAGAAGUAAUGGACAUGGAGCAACGCAGAGAGCUGAACACCAGCCCUGUGUUGAUCCUCAAGCCCAUGGAACCUUCACUGGGAGAUCAUGGAACUGCAACGCUUGUGGUUGCCCUGACCCAGAGCGCUGAGGGUGGUGUCAGCAGCCUGGAUAGCUCCAGAAGAAAUUCAUAUCCCCCUCAGCAUCUCUUGGGGCACGAAGGCAAAACAAGUGCUGGUGACCUGAGGGCCAAGGUCAAGAAGAAGCUGCACAAGGCAGAAAGCAUCAAGGCUGCAAGAAUCACUGUCCCACACCAGCCCCAGCCUGCCAGGCUGAAGCAUGUGGUGGAAAAGACACCCUCAAGCUGGCAUCAAGAGAAGAUGGAGUCACGUUUAUACUGGCAAGGAUUAAAGCCCUCAGCUGUAGCUGGUGGAUUAAAACAUGCUGACGAUCCCUCCAUCUCUGGACAACACAGAGAUGAGGAGGAAGAUCCAACUGCCAGGAAGUACCACGUCAGGACACACAAACGGCACAAGAAGAAGGACAGGCAGUAUUGGGUUGGACAUAAUCCGCUUUUCUACCAGGUGCUGAGCCCUGUGAAAGUGGAGCGAAGGUCCAGAUCUGCCCAGGGUCUAAACAGGGACGUGGAUUUUCUCUCUGACCCGUUGGUUCAGAGCCACCCCGCUGUGAGCAGCAGACGAGGAGCCACGGCUGAAGAGAAGCAUUCCUCCAUCGGCGGCCACCUCCUGCUCAUGCCUGACACCAGAGAGGAGGAAGACUCCAUGCUCCUCCAUAAACCUGUGAGACCCCGAAGUGCGGACCUUGCGCCAGUACUAAAAGACCUGGAAACCAAUGCUGAUCAUCACCAGCAGUUGAUGGAGGCACACAAAGGCCUGAAGACAUUCAUGGCCCACGUGGAGCGAGCCCUGAGGAGGGACUGCAGCCUGCCCCAGCUCAAGCAGGCCUGUGCCAAGAUGGUCAAAAAGACCAGGCUGCUUCUAAAGGUGCUCCAAGAGAGGCAAGAGAACCAGGGAGCCUAUGAUCCAAUGGAGCAGUGUCGUCAGCAAGAGAACAUGAUCAUUCACAUGGCCUUGGGGAAGGACAAGGGGCUCACAGGGAAGCAAAAACUGGAGGUUGUGGUGUACGUGAUCACAUUUCUGGUUUUGCUGUUUUUCUUCAUCUUGGUUUUCCUGAUACUGAAGUGUGUCUUCCACAAGCGCUCCCGACAGAGUGAACUUGACUCCCAGCCUGGCCACCCCAGGAAAUUGUUGCUGAGAAGGUUCUGUGCAAAACUGCCACAGAGAGGGAGGAAGGAUAACAAGGAGGCACAGAAUGUCUCCUCCAUGGACAGCGACUCUGAGGCUCCGUGGCUCCGUGGCCAGGAGUGGAGGCCGCCCUGCCGCAGGCGCUGCCGGAGCCGCCCCGGCCCGAGCUGCUGGCCCGCGCGUUUCCCCUCAGGCCGGGGCGGCCGCUGCCGGAGGCGCUGCCCGGAGCCGGAGCUGCCUGUGCGGCGGAGCGGCCGCGCUUCCCGGCCGGGCCGGGGCGCCUGUGCGGGCGCUGCUUGCGGGGCCGUGCCGGCCUCGCCAAAGCUGCCCGCGGCUCCCUUUGCGCGGCGGUCGCUGCCGGUGCCGGCGCGCUGA